Messenger RNA from Formica exsecta, 2448 nucleotides. RefSeq names its product B9 domain-containing protein 1-like. Gene Ontology annotation, cellular component: MKS complex. The transcript has 5 exons. Gene Ontology annotation, biological process: cilium assembly. NCBI's taxonomy places the organism in Eukaryota, Metazoa, Arthropoda, Insecta, Hymenoptera, Formicidae. Bases 421 to 990 code for a protein of 189 amino acids. The record is from RefSeq and is a predicted model, not a curated record.
AUUAGUUUAAGAUAUACUCCGAAAAUGAUAUGAAAAAAAGAUUAGCUCUUGGAAUAUUCUCUUUUUCAGCAGUGUGCAAAUUAAUUGUUGCUUUGAUAAAAGACAUCGAGAGUUGAAAAAAUCAAUUGAGGUAAGAAUAAUUAUAUGUACUUUAUUUGAAAAUAACGUUGAUUUUUUAGACAUUUAAAUUAAUUUAUGACAAAAAAUUAUGAAAAGAAAAAAAUCGCCAAGAAAUUCUCUGCUUACAUCGUUGACACGACAUAUGUGUCGACCAGGUGUGUUUCCAUGGCGACAGCGUAAGGUACAAUGCCACAAACAGAAAGUUAAGAGGUUCCUUUGCAAUUGUUCUUUGAGUGUCUCAUAGUUUAUUCUAUUGUUAAAAGUUUAAAAAGAAAUCAACGCUGUUUCUGUUCGAUCAGUAUGGCAGUGGAAGGACAAUUUUUUCUAUCCAUUACCGGGUCCAUUGAGCACGCAGAGUUCUAUGAUACCGAUAACGUUUACUGCAAAUACAGUUUUCAUUUCGGACCGGAAUGGAGCGUAGUCACGGGAAUCGAAGAAGGUUUGACGCAAAUGUGUAAAUGCAGCAAUGAUCCAAGGAAUCUCGCCGUUUGGAAUUUUCCCCUGAACAUUACGUUCAAAAGUACAAAUCCACACGGAUGGCCACAGCUUAUUAUGUCGAUCUACGGAUUGGAUUUGUUCGGCCAUGACGUAAUUAGAGGAUACGGAGUGUGCCAUUUGCCUCUGAAAACGGGACAUCACGAGAAAAGGGUAUCUAUCUACGUACCGGAAUCGUCGUCCACGCUGCAGCGUUUCAUCGAGUGGUUAACCGGCAGGAGACCGGAAUUAAUUGAUUCCGCCAUACUAGCAUCCGGCGGCGGCAGAGAACUCACACGCAUGAGGGUCGAGGGAAUCGUAACCGUAACGUUCAACGUCGUUUUGAAGGAUUUCUUCAAGUUGGGUUACGACAACGGCGAGAAAUGGAAGAAAUGAUAACGCGACCGUUAAACUCCCUCAGUUCAAGAAGAGGAGGAUUACCCUGUCGUAGGAUUAUCUUAUCAAGAAAGGUACAAUACUGCGCUUCAUAAAUAAUAUUCUCAUGAGUAAUCGAGGUGUGAUUUUCCCGUAUAAUCCAUCAGUUUAUUUUUCCCGAUGUCAACCGUAGUAAAAUGAAGAGAAUUAAAAAAAUAUAUAUAUAUAUAUAUUUAUUCCACGCUAAUAGGCAUUUCGUAAAAAAAAAGGAAAGACAGAGAGAGAGAGAACUAAUCCUUUACGAGGGACUUAUUAAAUUCAACGCGGCUUUAAUCUCCGGCGAGAUAAUGCGCGAUGUGUGUAGAUGUGGUUACUAUAAGUGUAGCGGAAAAAUAGGUAACGACCGAUCCCGGAUUUCCCGAAAGAGGAUUAAAAACGUCGUUUACGUCGAAAUACACAGGUAUCUUGAUGGCCGGAAAAGCUGUAACAGCCUUCGAUUUUUUGCGCGAUUAUAGCUGACCGAAGCAACCAUUUUACAUAUCGCUGAAUAUUGCGUUCGAGAUUUCAUCUCGAAUGGGACGGUGGAGUGCAUUACACUUUACUGCGCGGAAAAGCCGGGCGAUCCAAGAAUUACAGCAGUUAUAUCCGCUCGUGCGUGUUAUGGAAUAAAUAUAUGUUGUAAAUAUAAAGUGAAUCACAUGUAAAAAUCACGUAUAAACAGAGAUAUGUUUGUUCUUGCAAUAAACGUUGCAAAAUUGAAAUACGAUAAAUUCAGAUUAAUCGCAAAAUUAUACGAUAUUAUUACUAAUAUAAGCAAUAUGUAAAAAAAAUCUCCUAAAACUCGACGGAUAUUAUUUUAGUAAAUAUUAUUUUAAGAAUAUUUAAUGUACAAAAUAUUGACAAGCCACGCAAAAAUAAAUCCACAUCGCAGCUUUCUCAUUUUUAAUAUACUUCUGCAACAAAUUCUCGAGUAUCAGAAAGCGAUAGAUCAAAAUGUAUCAAAUGUGUGCAUUUCACAGGGGUUACAUUGGUGCGGUUUAACGCGAUAAUGCCAGUGGAGAUUGAUAAUGAUUCAAUAACAGGCAACGUAAAGAUCGAAAGACCGGCUUUAAGGGCGGCUGAGUUUUAAUCUAGACGUAUCGCGGGCACGUAAAGCGAUUAUAUGCGCGGAACCAUCCGGAUGUCAAGCUAGAGUGCACGAAGAUGACGUCGUCGCAUUUUACGAGCGGGGCGCGCGUUAAAGGUAGCUAGAAUGAAAGUACUGCAAACUAUAGGGAAGACCGGGGAUGGUCGUAAACAUACAAGUCGAAAUAAGCGAGCGAUUGCAAAUAAAAGGACGCUGCUCUCCGUUAUAGUUAUUUUCUCGCGUGAACUAACAAGAUCGAUUCCCGGAACAAAAUGCGCGAUCCAAUUACGCUAAUAUGCAAAUCGUAUGUUUUCUUUUUUCGCUCUUACAUCAAGCGCGCAUAAAUCAAGCUC